Messenger RNA from Oryzias melastigma (Indian medaka), 1574 nucleotides. It is a transcript of the gene htra3b, whose product is annotated as HtrA serine peptidase 3b. Gene Ontology annotation, molecular function: protein binding; serine-type endopeptidase activity. Gene Ontology annotation, biological process: proteolysis. The record is from RefSeq and is a predicted model, not a curated record. Lineage: Eukaryota; Metazoa; Chordata; Actinopteri; Beloniformes; Adrianichthyidae. Gene Ontology annotation, cellular component: extracellular region.
GUCCUUCACGGGCGUCCAGUCCUCGCUACAAAUUCAACUUCAUAGCUGAUGUUGUGGAGAAGAUCGCCCCCGCCGUUGUUCACAUUGAACUUUUUCUCAGACAUCCUCUGUUGGGUCGCAACAUCGCUCUGUCCAGCGGCUCUGGGUUUGUGAUGUCAGAGAACGGGUUGAUCGUCACCAAUGCUCAUGUGGUCUCCAGCAGCUCUCCGGUUUCAGGGCAGCAGCACCUGAAGGUCCAGAUGCAUAACGGUGACGUGUACGAGGCCACCAUCAAAGACAUCGACAAAAAGUCGGACAUCGCCACCAUUAAAAUCAACCCUCAGAUCAAGCUGCAGGUUCUGUUCCUGGGCCAGAGUGCAGACUUGAGGCCCGGUGAGUUCGUGGUCGCCAUUGGCAGCCCAUUUGCCCUACAGAACACGGUCACCACGGGCAUCGUCAGCUCCGCUCAGAGGGACGGGAAGGAGCUGGGUCUCAGAGACUCGGACAUGGACUACAUCCAGACGGACGCCAUCAUCAACUAUGGAAACUCCGGGGGACCUCUCGUCAAUCUGGACGGGGAGGUGAUUGGGAUCAACACCCUGAAGGUCGCAGCGGGAAUCUCCUUUGCCAUUCCCUCUGACCGGAUCACCCGCUUCCUCAACGACUCUCUCGACAAACACAGUAAGGAUUUGAGACCAAUAAAGAAGCGUUUUAUUGGAAUCCGGAUGCUGACCAUCACUCCAGCGCUGAUUGAAGAGCUGAAGCAGCAGAACUCAGACUUCCCCAACGUGACCUCUGGGAUUUAUGUGCACGAGGUCGUUCCUCACUCUCCUGCUCAGAAAGGGGGCAUCAAAGACGGCGACAUCAUCGUGAAGCUGAACGGGAAACCUCUGACGUCCACAUCCGGCCUGCAGGCGGCGCUGCAGGAGGAGACGGCUCUGCUGCUAGAGAUCAGGAGGGACAACGACGACCUGCUCUUUAACAUAGAACCAGACGUCAUCAUGCAGUAGACUCUGGAGGUCCGGCUCUCGUGCUGAGCUGGACUGAAGGCACGGUUUUAUGGAGGGAGAGGUCAGAUGGCUGAAAUCUGCAGCCUGACGCUGAUGGACCUCAAUGUUACGACGGAGCAGAAGGAAACCAUGGAUGACGUGAUGCAAGGAGGGGAAGGAUUAUUGCUGAUGAGCUGACGCACCUGCAGAACUGCAUCAACACAAACCACUUUAGUGCAUUUAGAUACUUGAAGCAUUUUCACUAAUGAAGCAUUCUUCAGCUUGUACACAAAUGGACAGAUACCUCAGAGUCAGUGCAGGCUGGUAAUUCCCCUCUGUUGAACACAAAACAGACGUGAUGCAGUCCAAGCUCAAAUGUAGAAUGGAUGAAGGAUGUUCAUUUAGCAGAUUUUUUUUUAAACAACUGUAAAUAUAUUUUUACAAAAAGCUGAAGUCCAAAUGUUAUUAAUUUCAGUGUAAAGCUAUUUUGGUCCAAACACACAAGUCUUCUUAGAGUUGAUCUGUCAGAAAAUUGGGAGUUUGAUCUUCCAGCCAGAAUUCCGCUGACUUUUAAGUGAAUUAAAGGGAAGAUUUUUCAAAAACCCA